Columba livia (rock pigeon) is the source of this 4511-nucleotide messenger RNA. RefSeq names its product protein O-linked mannose N-acetylglucosaminyltransferase 1 (beta 1,2-) (gene POMGNT1). Gene Ontology annotation, molecular function: beta-1,3-galactosyl-O-glycosyl-glycoprotein beta-1,3-N-acetylglucosaminyltransferase activity. The coding region runs from base 240 to 2219 and encodes 659 amino acids. Gene Ontology annotation, cellular component: Golgi membrane. The record is from RefSeq and is a predicted model, not a curated record. The transcript has 22 exons. Gene Ontology annotation, biological process: protein O-linked glycosylation via N-acetylgalactosamine. Lineage: Eukaryota; Metazoa; Chordata; Aves; Columbiformes; Columbidae.
GAGCGGCGCUUAGGGGGCGGAGCCGGCGCCGGUCCCGCCCAGGCGGCGUCUCUGCGGCGCCGGAAGCGGCGCGGCUCCGCUGGCGGCUCGUGGGGCGGCGGCAGCGCCGGGUCGUGCCCGGCCCAGCCUCCCCAGGCCCGGCCUCCCCCGCGGACUGGAGCCCCAAUGGACACAAGAGCGGAGCAGAGCACGUCCUGACCCCCGCCCCACGUGGCUGCCCAGUGCCGGCCCCUGUGACUAUGGACGAGUGGAAACCCAACCCCGCCCUUAAGCCCCACAAGAAGCGGAGCUGGUAUCUUGCCUGGAAGUACAAGCUAAUGAACCAGCGCGCGCUGCGGAAGCUCUGCCAGACGGGUGCUGUCCUCUUCCUGCUUGUGACUGUAAUUGUGAACAUCAAGCUGAUCUUGGACACCAGGAGAGCUGCUUAUGAGGAGGAAGAGGAGUCUGCACAGGACUAUGAUGACGAGGUGCUGAAUGUGGAGGUCCCCAGGCACCCUAUCAGCAACAAGAAGGUCUUGGAUGUUGAGGUGUACUCCAGCCGGUCAAAGGUGUACGUGGCUGUGGAUGGGACAACAGUCCUGGAAGAUGAGGCUCGGGAGCAGGGAAGAGGGAUCCACGUCAUCGUCUUAAACCAGGCUACGGGUCAUGUGAUGGCCAAGAGGGUCUUUGACACCUAUUCUCCCCAUGAAGAUGAAGCCAUGGUACUUUUCCUCAACAUGGUUGCCCGGGGCCGGAUCCUGAUCUUCACCAUUAAGGAUGAAGGCUCCUUUCACCUCAAGGACACAGCCAAGAAUGUCCUGAAAAGCCUGGGGAGCCAAGUUGCACCAUUCCUGAGCUGGAGAGACAUGUGGACAUUUGUGGGGAAGAAGGGAGGGGAAGUGUACGGGGAGAAGCAUGCCAAGUCACCCGCCCUCUCGACAUGGGGCGACCCUGUCCUGCUGAAGACAGAAGUUCAUCUGACAUCUGUGGAAGAUGCUGAGUGCCACUGGCCCGACACAGAGCUGAACCGCCGACGGAAGAGGUUCUGCAGCAAAGUAGAAGGCUACGGCAGCGUCUGCAGCUGCAAAGACCCCACGCCUAUCGAGUUCAACCCCGAUCCUCUCAAAGACAAUAAAGUCUUUGAUGUGCCUGUAGCUGUUAUUGCAGGGAAUCGCCCCAACUACCUGUACAGGAUGCUGCGCUCCUUGCUGUCGGCUCAGGGUGUCAAUCCACAGAUGAUCACUGUCUUCAUCGAUGGGUACUAUGAGGAGCCGAUGGAUGUCGUGGAGCUGUUUGGCCUCUCAGGAAUCCAGCACACUCCCAUCAGCAUUAAAAAUGCCAGAGUUUCCCAGCACUACAAAGCCAGUCUGACUGCAACCUUCAACCUGUUCCCGGAUGCCAAAUUUGCUGUGGUUUUGGAGGAAGACCUUGACAUUUCUGUUGACUUCUUCAGCUUUCUGAGCCAGUCGAUACACCUUCUGGAGGAGGACGAGAGCCUGUACUGCAUCUCAGCUUGGAACGACCAGGGCUAUGAGCACACGGCUGAGGACCCCUCGCUCCUGUACCGCGUGGAGACCAUGCCAGGCCUAGGCUGGGUGCUCCGGAAGAGCCUGUACAAGGAUGAGCUGGAGCCAAAGUGGCCAACCCCUGAGAAGCUCUGGGACUGGGACAUGUGGAUGAGGAUGCCCGAGCAGCGCAAGGGCCGGGAGUGCAUCAUCCCCGACAUCUCACGCUCCUACCACUUUGGCAUCGUGGGGCUCAACAUGAACGGCUACUUCCACGAAGCCUAUUUCAAGAAGCACAAGUUCAACACAGUUCCCAAUGUCCAGCUUAAAAACGUGGAGAGCUUGAGGAAGGAUGCCUAUGAGACUGAAAUCCAUCGGCUCCUGGGUGAGGCUGAGGUCUUGGACCACAGCAAGAAUCCCUGUGAGGACUCCUUUGUGCCCGACACGGAGGGCAAAGUCUACGUCAUGUUCAUCAGGAUGGAGCAGGAAGCAGAUUUCACCACCUGGACUCAGCUUGCCAAGUGCCUCCACAUCUGGGACCUGGACGUCCGUGGGAACCACAAGGGGCUGUGGCGGCUCUUCCGCAAAAAGAACCACUUCCUCGUGGUGGGGGUCCCUGCCUCCCCCUACUCGUCCAAGAAGCCCUCAUCGGUGACACCCAUCUACAUGGAGCCCCCCGCCAAGGAGGAGGGGGCAGCAGCAGUGCCAGCGGUUCCUGCAGCAGAGCAGACGUGAGACUGGCAGCUGGGAAGCAAGGGGGGCCAGGGGAAGGCAGAGACCCCUGCGGUGCAGACAGAGUUGGCAGCAGCUCAGAGGCUGGUGACCCGACACGGACUCCCUUUUCAGGCUGCAAAAUGAGAUCUUGGGCUCCAUCCAGCCCCUGCUGUGGUGUCCCUGCCCCUCACACAGGACAGGGUCUGUCCCUGUAGAUAUGCCACACCCCCAUCCCAGAAACUGUUUUUUUUUUUUAACACAGACUUUACUAACGCUGCUCCUAUUGCCCCUUGGCUGGGCAAGGCUGGAGGAAGGAGAUGCUCGAUUUGGGGGCUAGAGGGAGCCUCGAGCAACACCUCAGCUUCCCUUUUCAGCCCCUGAGUCCUGAGAAGGCAGCAUGCCCAUGUGCAAGUGCUGCAUCCUCCCAGCUGGUUGUUAUUUAUUAACUCUUGCCUGGCUGGGUCCAUGCCCAGGGGUAAACGAGGUGUUGAAGAGGGGAUCUUCCAGCAUCUCUUCUGUCUCCUGCGCAAUGGAUGCACCUUGAGGAUUAUGCGAGGUUGGGCAUCUCCCUGCAUGCCAGCUUCAUUUCUUGGGCCGUGGUGACUGGUGCAGUCCAGCUCAUGGAAAGGGAAUACGGAAGAAGAGGUGAACUUGGCUGUGGACAUGUAGGGGACACCCCAAACCUGGCCUGCGGGCAGUCAGAUGCCCCUUUCUUUACCCUGCAGUUCUGGGCACUGGAGAUAACUGCAGAUGGAAGCGGACUUGGCUGCGUGCUGUGGCUCAGACCAUCCUCAUCCACCCUCUCUGUGGGGAGUAGCCCUGCUUCCAAGUCAUGGGAAAGGGGGUGAAAGUGCCUUGCGGAGUGUGAGGGGAGCAGCCAGCAGACACCCCCCAGCUGCAGGGGUAGGGUGGACCCUGGGUCCCCUGGAGCAAGAGAAGCUGAGCUCUGGUGUGGUCCUUUCCUGUGGUACUGUACCCUGUAUCUCUCUCCUCCCUGGCCAGGUACCCCCAGCUCUUCCUGAAGGCCCAGGGGCUUUGUUCUUAGAAAUUCUCACUCUUCCCGUGGUACAUUGCUAGCAGGGAAGCUGUGAGCUGAUCCAGAAGGGGCAGCCUGGCUCCCCUGCUGUGGUAUGCCCCUCAUGCAGGGUCCUUAUCCCCCCUCCCAUGCCUUAGGAAGGACCCCAGGGCCCCCUCCCAACCCCAGCCACUUGGUACUAAUACCCCCCGCACCGGGGUCAGUCCUGAGCCCCUUGUUCAGUGCACGUCUCCACCUUGUCCACGCAGCAGGAGGUCUUUGCCCAGGUCCACCAGCAUCAGGCAUGGAUGCUGCACUCUGGCUUGCCCCUGAGAGCAGCUCAGCACUUUCCCUGUGGUUGCAGGGGCUCUUCCCCUUUAUUUUCCCACUGUGAACUGAGCAUUGGGGUCUACACUACACUAACUUAUUUAUUUAUUGCUUGUGGGAAGGGGGGGAUGGCAGGAAAGCAGCAUGGAGGGCUGGCAGCCCUGAGCCUGCAUGGGGGCAGUUGUGAGAGGUUUGUCUCUUGUCCCUCUGGCUCUGUCUGUUCUUUUACUUCCUUGCCUGGGAAAUCUGCUCCUCUCUGGCCGAAAUGAGCCCUGUGGGCACACAGCUCAACUCUAGCAUGACCCUGGGGACUCUGACCCUUGUAGUCCCUUCCAUGCCUGUCCCAGCGGCAGGGAUGGGACAGAUGCAGGAGGGGAACAAGAGGAUGCAGGGUGGCAUCCUUUAGACAGGGGUACAGGCCUGGGUUCAUCCCUGCUGUCCUCUCACACGCCCUGGGAGUGAAGCAAGUAUUGGGAAAGAGAUUUGGCUUCAACCCUGGGAAGGUUCCCUGCUGGGAAGAACCUCUAGUUCUCUAUCAUGAUGCCCUUUCCUUGGCAUCGUGGUUCCCAAGGCCCAGUUUUCCUUCUCCCUGAAACUCCUUUUUCCCUUCUUCCCUGAUGGGGCUCAGCCCUGCCCUCCUCAUAGCUCUUUUUGGGGUUGGGGAGGGUGGUCCUAAGGGUAGGGAAUGGCUGAGCAUGAGGUCCCCUCUCCUUCCCGGCUCUGUGUUGUCCUGGGGGCUGCAUCUCCCUGCUCUUGAUGACAGCAGGACUUGACCCACAGGCUGUGAGCCCCUCAGUUUUCCCCCCUCUCCUGCAAUGGGCCCACUGGGUGCUGUUCUCCGUCCCUCUCCGUUCCUCCAGCAAGGCUCCGGUGUGGCGGCCGUGGUAGCACCGGGUGCACAGGCAUCCCCAGGGCUUGCUGCUUUUUCAAUUGAAUUAUUUUUUCAAGAAUAAACGUUGCAAAGCUGUUGA